AAUAAUAAGGCACAAGUUAUAAAAAAAGCGCAUGAAGUUACAAAAAAAAAGCAUAAACAAAUGUCAAGUGACAGCGGCUAAAAUAAAAUGGCCGACGGAACGGUUAUUGAGUUGACUACCGGUAUAAAUUCUUAUCGGUGUAGAGCUGCACCGCUGGACGGUGAAAAGAACGCGGUGACUCCGCGGCGGAGUGGAUUACUAACUCGCAUCGUGUCUGACGCCAGGCGGAUAGCGGAAGAGCGAAAGAGAUAGACGCAUGAGCAGCUAUUACGUCUUUAACAGAGGUGAAGGUGGAAACCUGUACGAAGCGUUAUCGAACGACAGCAAUAAAGACCAGGCCAAAAGACAAACAAGUACGAUGAACAACACUAUGAUGAUGAACAUUGGCAACAUAGUGCACUUUUCAACAGUUUUUUCAAACUUUCAAGAAUCUCAGCCAUGAAACUAGUAUUCUGCUUCGGGAUAUAACAAAUAAUAGGUUUCGGCAAUGAACACUUCUGUUGGCAUAUCAAGUCCACCCACAAUUUGCAUUGCAUGAGAAUGAAACUGUCGCUCCAAUGGGGCAGGUUCAAGAAUCAAAGGAGAAAUGGAAGUCAACUGGUGACUUAGUUCUGCAUUACAUUUCUACCAGUAAAUCAUAUCGGAGCGUGACCUCAACAAAAUGUUACCUAAGUCUAGAAGCAGAUAAUAAAUAUUCUGAUAGUGAAAAAUUGAAAAUCCUACACACUCUUAACAGUAGUGAUUCAGAAAGUUUAUCUAGGUAUGAUGUCGCAAAAACUAGGGUAAAAAAACUAUCUGAAUGGAUAAAAAAAUAUGGAAAACUGAAAGACAUAUCUGAAUUGGAGAAUGUAGAUGGUUUUACUGAAAAAACUGUAAAGAAAUUCUACAAGAGUAUACUGGAUGGACCAAAGAAUGUAGCGAAUAGGAUAAAAGGCCAAAUUUUACAUCCAACAUUAUUAGAAACUGUUAGACAGAACUGCAGAUCGGUGCUAUCAGUGUAUGUAACAGUAAACUCGGUGUGCUGGACUCUUAUUGAUAGAACAAACUAUGAACUUCUCGAGUGGAAGUACCAUGGAAUUGAAUAUCCUGAUGGAAAGAGGCUACAGAUCAAUGAAAUAUUGGAUAUUGCAUGGCAAAUAACCACAAAAUUACCGGAAGCUGAUAUUUACGUAAUGAAAGCGGAGUCAACCAGUCUCCGUGCAGCGGGGAGUGAUCCUAACAAUCCAAAAGUUCUUACCGUCAACUUGCAAAAAGCUCAAAUGAUUGCCAUGAUGAUUGCUCUGAUUAAUACAAGGAAUAUUAAUGUAGACAGUUAUUUUUUCAGGACUAGUGGAGAGAAUACGGAUAAACUAAAUCAGAAAAUAUAUUUUCUGCGAUCAACAUUACCUUACAGAUUGUACGGAACAUUGGUGGGAAACGAAAGAGUAUCAACGGACCAAACGGUAGAAAUGCUUUUGGAAAAUGCGAAGAAAAUUUGUCCCAACAAUUCACAUGUAUACGUCAGUGAAAGUAUAGUUUCCAUGUUUCGUUCACAAAAAGAAUUACAAAAGGACAUGAUGGGACAUUCUCUAUUGCUAGGACUGACUUUUAUGGACAUCUGUAUUUAUAUGAACCAGAAGAGCAUCGCUAAAUUGUCGAGAAACGGAGAAACGUGAUAAUAAAAAAUGUUUAAAUAGAA
Papilio xuthus (Asian swallowtail) is the source of this 1678-nucleotide messenger RNA. Its product is annotated as transcription elongation factor, mitochondrial. Gene Ontology annotation, biological process: mitochondrial transcription; transcription elongation by mitochondrial RNA polymerase. Gene Ontology annotation, cellular component: mitochondrial nucleoid. The coding region runs from base 558 to 1655 and encodes 365 amino acids. The record is from RefSeq and is a predicted model, not a curated record. The transcript is spliced from 8 exons. Lineage: Eukaryota; Metazoa; Arthropoda; Insecta; Lepidoptera; Papilionidae. Gene Ontology annotation, molecular function: DNA polymerase processivity factor activity.